Nerophis ophidion (straightnose pipefish) is the source of this 857-nucleotide messenger RNA. RefSeq names its product LSM1, U6 small nuclear RNA associated (gene lsm1). Gene Ontology annotation, molecular function: RNA cap binding. Gene Ontology annotation, cellular component: Lsm1-7-Pat1 complex; P-body. NCBI's taxonomy places the organism in Eukaryota, Metazoa, Chordata, Actinopteri, Syngnathiformes, Syngnathidae. The transcript has 4 exons. The record is from RefSeq and is a predicted model, not a curated record. The coding region runs from base 130 to 531 and encodes 133 amino acids. Gene Ontology annotation, biological process: deadenylation-dependent decapping of nuclear-transcribed mRNA.
UUUAUCCCUGGCGUCUAUAAAUUAACUUCCUGCUAGCUUGUGUCCCACCAAAAAAAAAAAAAAAACCUUAGUAACAUUCAUGGCAUGACGCCACGACACAUACAAAGGUAAUAAAGAAGGGCCAUAAAGAUGAACUACGUACCGGGGACGGCCAGUCUCAUCGACGAGAUCGACAAAAAACACCUGGUUCUCCUCCGUGAUGGCAGAACACUGAUCGGGUACCUCAGAAGCAUCGACCAGUUCGCCAAUUUGGUUUUCCACCAGACAGUUGAACGCAUCCACGUGGGCAAGAAGUUUGGUGACAUUCCCAGAGGAAUCUUCAUUGUGAGAGGAGAAAAUGUGGUGCUUCUUGGCGAGAUUGAUGUAGAUAAGCAGUGUGACGCCAUCCUGCAGCAGGUUUCCAUUGAGGAGAUUCUGGAGGAGCAGCGAUUAAAACAGCAAACCAAACAGGAGACUGAGAAGGUCAAGAUGCAGGCUCUGAAAGACCGGGGCCUCUCUAUCCCCAAAGCGGAUAACUUGGAUGAAUAUUAACACUGUGCAAGUCCCAUGAGUUGCUUCAGUUUGUAUCAGACUGAUAUCUUAGUUGAAUUUGAGAAUGCAUGAUUUUAUGAGCACUGGCAGCAUUAUGCUUUGCCACCUUACUGUAGUGUACUGUAUGGAUUUGAUUUUUAUAAUUUGCUCUGUUUUGCAGGGCAAUGGUGGCGAAAUUGUUUUUUUUCUUGGAUCACUAUCAUAGAAUUUAUUUUACAGCAGCACUUUGUGUUACUCUAUUAUGCCAAGUGCUUUUAUUUGCAGAUGUCAAGGCCUGCUAUUGACGCAAAACAAAUGGCAGAGCUCCAUUAAAAUUUUAUUUUUUA